Messenger RNA from Oryza brachyantha (malo sina), 521 nucleotides. RefSeq lists its product as uncharacterized. The transcript has 4 exons. Bases 19 to 372 code for a protein of 117 amino acids. Lineage: Eukaryota; Viridiplantae; Streptophyta; Magnoliopsida; Poales; Poaceae. The record is from RefSeq and is a predicted model, not a curated record.
CUUCAGUCCUUCGCGGCCAUGGCGUCGUCCGCUGCCGCCGUGCGGCCGUGCUUCCUCUCCUCCCCUCACCGGAGCGCCGCCGCGCAGGCAUAUCAAAUUUUUCCCAUGAUAAAGUUUCAGCGGAAGCGACACAUCAGACCUGCAGGUUCACACAGGUCCAGGAGCCUUGUUGUUUGCAGAAGUUCAGGUUUCUCUGCAAAAGCAUCUACUUUCAGCAGACCUGCAUCUGCUUACACUCACAAUGAUCUAUCUAGGAUACAUUUCUUCGAUUCUCUUCUAAAUACACAUGUCGGGAUCUCUGGAUAUUGGGUUGGCCCUGAUAUGGAUGAUGGCUGCGGUAUUGUUGUCGCAAUUCUCCAAAGAAUUGGAUGAUACUCUCAACUUGUGAUUAAACCAGAUCGGAAGGAAGCAGAUAAAAAAAGGCAAGACAUACAUGGCUCCACACCAUACUAGUAGGCAACAACAAAAUAAACAUCACGUCUAUGAUUUUUUUUACGAAGUCAUUAGAUUAAAUAUUAGAA